AAUUAGAAGAAAAAAAAGGAAGGAAGGAAGGAAGAUGUAAGUAAAUUUAUUAAUUUAUAUUAUCUUUUGAAAUAGAAAAAAGAAAAGCUUAAACUGAAUAGACUGUACAAGAAAUUGAAGAUAGAAAAAUAAAAUAAAUUGAAAUUUAAAAGUAAUAAAGAAAGGUGUAACUACUGCUUUCUUUUAUCGAAAAUGCUUUUAUGUGGACAUGAACAGCCAUUCUAAUAAAUAUUUUGGUUUUCUAUUACUUUCUAAGAUGGAAGAAAUUAAAAAUGAAGAAAGCAUAGAUCAUAAGGAAAAUUGUAAUAAGGUUUGAAAUUUACAUCAAGGACCCCAAUGCUGGUUUAUGAAACUGAGAUCAAUUGGUAAUUAAACUAGUAACUUAAAAUAUUGGUGUUUAUAAUCUUUAAUUUUAUUUGUUUGCGCAUUUUUCUUUUGCUGCUUAGGAU
Messenger RNA from Paramecium sonneborni, 449 nucleotides. Lineage: Eukaryota; Ciliophora; Oligohymenophorea; Peniculida; Parameciidae. The record is from the annotation of a GenBank genome assembly.